GACACGAUCUCUCCAUAAUUAUCUUAGCAUGGCGAAUCCACCGCGGGGUACAGGUUUGGCAAGUCGGUGCAAUGAUGAGCUUUCAUUGAUUCGAUUAUCAAUCGAUUAUGUGCACUGGCUCAACCAUCAGUUUGUCCCCCGCGCUACGGCAGGAAUGCUAAAGUAUGAAAUGUCGUUGCAUGAGGUCUUGUUGUCACUGCGGCAAUUAGAAAGUAGUCAAACCUGAUGAACCAAAAGAUCAGACCUUUCUCUCUGCCCCACAAUUCAAAAAGGAUACUUCGCAAUACCUUCUGGCUGUAUUCUUCCUAUUUAAAAUACUUAUAACGUUAUCCCUUGGAACUUUUCUUGCUUCAUUGAUUGUUCUUUGUUCCCCUUCUAGAUACCCGCUUGUUGACGAACAGUUGUAUCAUUACUUAUUUUGCCUCCAUCCAUCAACACGCCCCCGAAUAGAUAUCAGGUUGUCUUUUAGCUCAUCAUGGAACCCUCAAAUCAUGAACAAAUACCAGACAAGCCAAGAUACAUUGACUUUCCAUCUUUGGAACAUGGUACGGUUAUAGAUGGAAAAAUGGCCCUGAAUCGGUGGUCUCACACGAUCACAAAUGGCCAUGACUUUCCAGGAGCCCAGGCAAUGCUUUACGCGGCAGGAGUGCCAAAUCGGGAAAUGAUGAAGACUGCACCUCACGUUGGGAUAUCCACUGUAUGGUGGGAAGGAAACCCAUGCAAUAUGCAUCUACAUGACCUCGGAAAGCUAGUCAAGGAAUCAGUACAGAAGCAAGGUAUGCUCGGAUGGCAAUUUAACACUGUGGGAGUCAGUGAUGCCAUUACCAUGGGCGGAGAAGGCAUGAGAUUCUCUUUGCAGACACGUGAGAUCAUUGCAGAUUCGAUCGAGACUGUCACAUGUGCCCAACACCAUGAUGCAAAUAUCUCAAUUCCUGGUUGUGAUAAAAAUAUGCCUGGAGUUAUUAUGGCUGCUGCACGUCACAAUAGACCAUUCGUUAUGAUUUACGGAGGUUCAAUCAAGAAGGGUUAUUCCAAGUUGAUGAAAAAAGAAAUAAAUAUCAGCAGUUGUUAUGAAGCAAGUGGAGCGUUUACCUACAAUAAACUUCACGCCGCUGUUGAGGGUGCAACUCCAAGUGAUGUUAUGGAAGAUUACGAACAAAACGCUUGCCCUGGUGCUGGUGCCUGUGGUGGGAUGUACACAGCCAACACAAUGUCCACCGCCAUCGAAUCUAUGGGACUUUGUCUCCCAGGAUCUUCAUCAAAUCCAGCCGAUUCACCGGCCAAGAUGAGAGAAUGUGUGAAAGCCGCUGAAGCGAUCAAAAUUUGUAUGGAAAAGAAUAUUCGACCGCGAGACUUGUUAACCAAGGAAUCCUUUGAGAAUGCUUUGGUAAUUACAAUGGCACUUGGUGGAAGUACUAAUGCCACACUCCAUUUCCUCGCUAUGGCUGGUACAGCUGAAGUUCCACUUACCAUUGAUGAUAUUCAAAGAGUAAGCGAUAAGAUCCCAUUCUUGGCAGAUCUACAACCUUCCGGAAGAUUCUGUAUGGAGGACCUCUACAAUAUUGGUGGAACACCAGCCGUCAUUAAGCUUCUCGUUGCUGCAGGCUUGAUGAAUGGUGAUAUCCCAACUGUUACAGGAAAAACUUUAAGGGAGAAUGUUGAAAGUUGGCCAUCACUACCACAAGAACAGACUCUCAUUCGACCUUUGAGUAAUCCAAUUAAACAGACUGGUCAUUUACAGAUUCUUCGAGGAAACCUUUCGCCUGGUGGAGCAGUGGCAAAAAUCACAGGCAAAGAAGGUCUGGUAUUUACUGGCAAGGCAAUGGUUUUUGAUAAAGAACAUGAACUUGAUCAUGCAUUGAAUAAGGGUGAGAUUCCGCAUGGAGAGAAUCUCGUCUUGAUUGUAAGAUAUGAAGGACCUAAAGGAGGACCUGGAAUGCCUGAACAGUUGAAAGCCAGUGCUGCGAUUAUGGGUGCUGGUCUCAAGAAUGUCGCUCUUGUUACCGAUGGGCGAUAUUCUGGUGCUAGUCACGGAUUUAUUGUAGGACACGUCGUCCCCGAGGCAGCAGUCGGUGGUCCCAUCGCCGUUGUAAGAAAUGGCGAUAUAGUAACCAUAUCUGCCGAAUCUAAUACUUUGAGUAUGAAUGUAUCAGAUGAAGAAAUCGCAGAGAGACUCAAGUCUUGGAAACCCCCCAAGAGUGCAGUUAAUAGAGGUGUAUUGGCAAAAUAUGCUAGACUUGUGGGAGAUGCGAGCCAUGGAGCCAUGACGGAUUUAUUCUAGAAGCAAGGUGAGAAGAAGGAAGAUAAAAUGGUUAGAGGUAUACGGUACUUGGUAGAUGAUGGUUUUAUGAUAGAUUGAGAAGAUUGGGCUUAGAUUUCUCAUGUUAUUUCGUCUUUCGAAUACUAGAAAUCUCAUUAACUCGUGGAUGUUCUCCAUUGUAGCAACUGUGAAAUGGGACUUUCUGAAGAGCGAUGAUUUAAAUGGGAAUCCACAAUCUUUCAAUUCUUAUGCGUUUGAAAGAAAAAGGAACAACUGGACUUCACAUAAGUUUCAUAGAUCUACUAGGUAAUUCUGA
Molecule: messenger RNA, 2576 nt
Organism: Botrytis cinerea B05.10
Lineage: Eukaryota; Fungi; Ascomycota; Leotiomycetes; Helotiales; Sclerotiniaceae
Exons: 11
Coding region: 476-2281 (601 amino acids)
Biological process (GO): branched-chain amino acid biosynthetic process
Cellular component (GO): mitochondrion
Molecular function (GO): dihydroxy-acid dehydratase activity
Source: RefSeq, a predicted model, not a curated record